GCUACAGACUAGUCCCACUAUUUUUAAUAUUUCAUCCGAUUUGUUCAGUCUCUCAAAAACAGGUAGGCUAAAUACAGAUCACAAUGGUUGAGGGUCCGGGAUGCACACUAAAUGGAGAGAAGAUUCGUGCAAGAGUUCAAAAGCGACAGAAAGUUUUAGAUAUACACGGAAAUGAAACUAAUUCAUCAUCAUCAGAUGUCAGUACCAGUAGCUCUUUUCAGAGCUUUAUGGGCUGUGAGUACACAGGAGUGGAGACACUGGGGAAAGAGCUGUUCAUGUAUUUUGGUUUCAGAGCCCUAAGAUUGCACUUUGGCAUGAAUGGUUCCUUGAGAAUAAAUCCUGUGGAGAGAAAAGAUUUGAAGGGAAAACCACCAGCGCUAGUUGUUCAACUUACCAAUGAUGUUAUCUGCUUUUUUGACACAACUGUUGAAAUCAGACUCUCAGAGGACUCUGAGCAGAGAGUAAGAGCCAUGGAGUGUCUUGAUAUCUGUUCACCCAAAUUCAGUUUCUCUCGGGCAGUGGAAGCUGUAAAGAGAGAGCAUGGGAGAAUGCUCUGUGAUGUGCUAUUGGAUCAGGCCAUCCUACCUGGUGUAGGAAACAUAAUUAAAAACGAAGCCCUCUUCGACAGUGGCCUUAACCCUACUGUCAAGGUUAACCAGUUGACAAGUGAACAGGUUCAUCAUAUUGUGAAGAUGACGCGGGACUUUACCUUGCUGUUUUAUAAGUGUAGAAAAAAUGGAUCCCCACUCUACAAGCAUUACAAGGUGUACAAACGUCCAAACUGUGGCCAGUGCAGUGGAACUGUCACCGUCUGUCGACUGGGAGAGAACGGUAGGAUGACAUACUUUUGUCAGAGCUGUCAGACAGGUGAUCCAAGUGAGGUCAACAUCAGUAAACUCCCAACUCGCAAUAGUUUGAUUGGAUGGGCUUAUCAGGGUGACAUGAUUAGCAGCGAUGAUGUGGCAAAGAGAGAGGAAGAGGAGUGGGCCUGUUCUCUUUGUACUCUAAUUAAUUCCCCAAGCAGCAAGUUUUGCGAUGCUUGUAUGAGCCCUAGACCGGAGGUACCUAAAGAGUCCACAAAGCUGGAUUAUUCACCUCGAGACCUGAUCCGCUACCCCUGCAACACUUUUAGCAAACCCCUGCAGGAAAUAAAGAUGAAUCGUAGGAGUGCAUUUGGGACCACCACUCUAAUCCUAACCAACCUCAGUGCAAAACCUGACUCUACUUUAAGUCCUGCCAUUAUCCAGACGAACACUCCAGAGACAGUGAGGGGUCUGAGCACGCACAGCAACUGGCAGCAGAAGAGUCCCAGUAAUGGUUUGAGUGGGAUGCAAUUCAAAGGAAAUGAGCCCUAUAAGAGAAAAUCUCCGGCAAACCACAGUCAGCCUAACAAGAGAAUGAAAACCACGAAUGGAGUGCUUUUUGGGGAAAGCAUGCAGAACUCCCUAAGGGACUCACAGAAUAAUGAUGCAUCCCUACCAGCAACCCCGUGCUGCAAAAGUCAUUGCCGGCCAUGCACCCUUAGGGUGGUCACUAAGGAAGGAGAAAACAAAGGCAGACAGUUCUAUGCCUGCUCCUUGCCAAGAGAGACUCAGUGCAACUUCUUUAAGUGGGCAGACCUGAAUUUUCCCAUGUGUCAUCAUGGCAAACGGACUCUUAUGAAGACCGUUCUAAAACUGGGACCGAAUAACGGGCGCAACUUCUACACAUGUCCAGUGAAAAUGGGAAAGCAAUGUAACUUUUUCCAAUGGGUUGAGAAUGGCCCUGGCAUUUCAAUUCUGCCUGGUUGCUGAAUCUACAAGUUGUAAAUAUAUUAA
Molecule: messenger RNA, 1817 nt
Organism: Xyrauchen texanus (razorback sucker)
Lineage: Eukaryota; Metazoa; Chordata; Actinopteri; Cypriniformes; Catostomidae
Product: endonuclease 8-like 3
Exons: 10
Coding region: 84-1793 (569 amino acids)
Biological process (GO): base-excision repair
Cellular component (GO): nucleus
Molecular function (GO): zinc ion binding; DNA N-glycosylase activity; damaged DNA binding
Source: RefSeq, a predicted model, not a curated record